This is a messenger RNA of Columba livia (rock pigeon), 3463 nucleotides long. It is a transcript of the gene C9orf72, whose product is annotated as C9orf72-SMCR8 complex subunit. Bases 163 to 1626 code for a protein of 487 amino acids. Lineage: Eukaryota; Metazoa; Chordata; Aves; Columbiformes; Columbidae. The transcript is spliced from 11 exons. Gene Ontology annotation, cellular component: endosome; autophagosome. Gene Ontology annotation, molecular function: guanyl-nucleotide exchange factor activity. Gene Ontology annotation, biological process: endocytosis; autophagy. The record is from RefSeq and is a predicted model, not a curated record.
CGGCCGCCCGCACCGCCCGCCCCCGCCUGAGGGGUGGGGGGAGAGGCCGCGCCUGCGCGGCAGCGCUGCUGAGGCCCGCGCUGUGUGGGCAGGCGGGAGGCCGGUGGCGCAUGCGCGCGGCCGUGGCUGGUGCGCAGGUAAUGUAAGCAUUUUGGUAUAUACAUGAAAGAGGAAGCAGGCAUGUCAGCUCUUUGCCCACCACCAUCUCCUGCAGUUGCAAAAACAGAGAUCAGUUUGAAUGGCGAAUCACCUUUGUUAGCUGCCACUUUUGCUUACUGGGACAAUAUUCUUGGCCCCCGAGUGCGGCAUAUCUGGGCCCCAAAGACAGAACAGGUACUUCUCAGUGAUGGUGAAAUAACUUUUCUUGCCAACCACACCCUGAAUGGAGAAAUACUUCGGAAUGCAGAAAGCGGUGCAAUAGAUGUGAAGUUCUUCGUCUUGGCAGAAAAAAGGGUAAUAAUUGUGUCAUUAAUCUUUGAUGGAAACUGGAAUGGAGACAGAAGCACAUAUGGACUAUCCAUUAUACUUCCACAAAGUGAACUUGGCUUCUACCUGCCACUUCACAGAGUGUGCGUGGAUAGGUUAACACAUAUUAUAAGGAAAGGAAGAAUAUGGAUGCAUAAGGAGAGGCAAGAACAUUUCCAGAAGAUUGUCUUGGAAGGCACGGAGAGAAUGGAGGAUCAGGGCCAGAGCAUCAUUCCAAUGCUGACAGGAGAAGUUAUUCCUGUAAUGGAACUCCUUUCAUCUAUGAAAUCACACAGUGUUCCAGAAGAAAUAGAUAUAAGUGACACGGUGCUAAAUGAUGAUGACAUUGGAGAUAGUUGCCAUGAAGGCUUUCUCCUCAAUGCAAUUAGUUCACAUCUGCAGACCUGUGGUUGUUCUGUAGUUGUAGGAAGCAGUGCAGAAAAAGUUAAUAAGAUUGUGAGAACAUUGUGCCUGUUCCUUACGCCAUCAGAGCGGAAGUGUUCCAGGCUCUGUAGAAAUGAGUCGUCUUUCAAAUAUGAGUCAGGACUUUUUGUUCAAGGCUUACUCAAAGAUGCAACAGGAAGCUUUGUGUUGCCCUUCCGUCAAGUAAUGUAUGCCCCGUAUCCUACUACACAUAUAGAUGUAGAUGUCAAUACAGUGAAGCAGAUGCCCCCUUGUCAUGAACACAUCUAUAACCAACGACGAUACAUGAGAUCCGAGCUGACAGCGUUUUGGAGAGCUAAUUCAGAUGAAGAAAUGUCUCAAGAUCAUAUUAUACACACAGAUGAGAGUUUCACACCUGAUUUAAAUGUCUUUCAAGAUAUCCUGCAUCGAGACACAUUAGUAAAAGCCUUCCUGGAUCAGAUCUUUCAUCUGAAGCCUGGCUUGUCUCUAAGGAGUACUUUCCUUGCACAAUUUCUUCUAGUCCUUCACAGAAAAGCCUUAACUUUAAUAAAAUACAUAGAGGAUGACACGCAAAAAGGAAAAAAACCUUUUAAGUCUCUUCGUAGCUUGAAGACAGAUCUUGACUUAACAGCAGAGGGCGAUCUUAACAUAAUAAUGGCUUUGGCUGAGAAGAUUAAACCAGGUCUACAUUCCUUUAUCUUUGGGAGGCCGUUCUACACUAGUGUACAAGAACGAGAUAUGCUCAUGACAUUUUAAAGUUCUCCACCGCUAACAUAUAAUAUUGCUGUCUUGCGUGGCACGUGUCCGCGUGACCACCACACGUGUGGCGAUCAUUGACUUGAUUUGAAGAUGGAGCAUUAGGAACAUGGUAACACUACAGUCUGUCCACAGCAGGAAGGGGUAUUGUUAGAGGGCAGCAUAUCAACUUAGCUAGACAAGCAUGAUUUUAAUGAAUCCAUUUCUUUGUGUGUGGGGGGAAUUUGUUUGUUUUUAUCUUUUAACGGUAAAUGUUACCAGAGUUUCUUUUGCCAUAUGGGCUGUAAAUUUGAACAUGUUGUGGUGUACGAUAAAGGGAAGUGUUUUAAUUUUCUUUACCCAGAGACUUCCUUCAGGUGUGUGUCGGUUUUCCCCUGUUCUCUGCUUUGUCAGUAUUUUUAGUGUUUCCACAGAAAACAAUACAUACGUCCUCUCUAAUCAUGGAGGUUGUGGAAUGGGAGCCUUCCAAGAGUUUCAAAGAGUUUUUUAACGUGUUUGUUCUUAUGUAUGUGGUACAAAUCUGAAAUAAUCUUCCCUCAUCUCCCUUUUUAACACUACAGGCUCCUUCAUUUAGAGCAUUUAAAGGUUUUUGGAAUUUUUAAUAUACUACAAAGUGCUAUUCUUGUGUGCAAACUGUUGACUAUUAGCAGCUUAAAUAACAGCACUCUGCACGUGGGAACUGGGUCAUUAUUUAAGCAGCUUUGUGUCUGUAAGUGCCAACCAGGAUACUCUGUCACAGAUUGCUGAGCCAUCCUGCCGUGAAGUGUUCAGUGAUCCAGCAUAACCAAGCUCUUUUCGAAACACAAACCAGAAAACUUGUGUCAUUCAGCAGCAGUUGUCAGCCUUUCUGUCUACUGUAAACUGCUGCUAAUUCUUCCAUUGUCAGAUAGAAUAAUGUUCAGAUUAAAGUAUUAGACCUUCUCAAAAAAACACCAAGGUAAUAGCCAAACUAAAAGACAAAACAGUAUUAUUUUUUUUUACAUUGCCAUUAUUACUUAUGGUAAUCCUUAAUUCAGAGAUGAGCAUGCCUAUGAACUAAUAUGAUUAGCAUUUUACUAAGUGAAUUCUAGUCAAUAAUCUUGUUAAUCUUCUUAGUUCAUUUUAGCACGUCUCCCGCUUUGCUUUGCUUUGCUUGAAAAGAAAUACACACCUUUUAUUUGUAUGCCUCAGCCCUUCUUUCUCAGUAGCAUGUAGAGUGAUGUGGUGUCAGGUUAAUCCAGACCCAUUUUUUUGAAGUUUGACACAUUUCUGUGAAUGAACAUCAUCAGCGUUACCUACUUGAAUAAGUAAUGACAUUUUGUGGAGCCAUUUUUUGAUGUACCUGUAUGUAGGAGGCUUACAAUGAGCCCAGCUCUUCAUCAAAAGAUGUCAGAAUUAGGCUGAGUUACUUGUGCUGAGUUGCUGUUUGUCUUCUUACCAUUAUUAUUUCUUUCUGUGUUUUUAAAAAAGAGCCUGAUUCUGCUAAGUUUUAACUUUCCUGUCUAAGAUUGUGAAAAAAAUGUAAUGAACACUGCUGGAACUUCUAAUGUAGAAGUUAUGUUGAUGUCUAAAGAGCUUUAAAUGUGCUGCUGAAAUUAAUUACUUCAGCUUGAUAGGCAUUGGAAACUUAACAUUGACACUAGUAACAGUAAAGCUCUGAUUGUUUACUGAAGAUACUGUCACUUUUUGAAAUUACUAAAACCUGGAAACUUUCUCAAUUGCUACUUUUAUUGCACAAUUGUCACAAGUGCAGAACGUAUUGUGAAGUAAAUUAUUAAAUGCAUCUGCAUGUUGUGUUGUAAACCUUGCUCAGGAAUCAAAGUAUUCUAAUAAAAUUCAUGCACACUUUUGACUUUAA